Oxyura jamaicensis (ruddy duck) is the source of this 542-nucleotide messenger RNA. RefSeq names its product coiled-coil domain-containing protein 81-like. The annotation marks the transcript as partial. NCBI's taxonomy places the organism in Eukaryota, Metazoa, Chordata, Aves, Anseriformes, Anatidae. The record is from RefSeq and is a predicted model, not a curated record. Gene Ontology annotation, cellular component: centrosome. The transcript has 3 exons.
GGGAGCAUACAUCAGCUGCUUCAUGGAGUCGUACAAGGCUUAGACAGCUUACAGCAGCAUGUUUUAGCUGGAAGCUCCUGGCACUUGGUUUGAAUCUGCUCAACUGCAGUGCAAGUUGCAUUGUUCCUCAUUUUUUCCAGAUGAUAUGAAGAUAGUGGUGCUGAGCUAUGAGAAUAUGCGCCUGAACGUCCCCUACACCAAGGAAAUAGUGCAGUGCUGUUUGGAGGAGACCUUGCAAUACUUCUACCGCAUCCUCACAAACAGGGAAGACACGGACUUCACGUUAAAGGAUGUUGGCACUCUUGCUAUUCGAGGGCAAAGAGUGAAAAUGACAUUUUCUGAAGAGUUUUUACACAGUCUCAACAAGUCCACAUACGUGGUAGAGAAGCUGGUUGCUAAAAAGUUGGUCAGACUGGACAAAGAAACUGCCCUCUUUCCAAGCCAUUUUGGCCGUGCCCACCUGUUCCCUCAGUUUGAGAUUAAGGCGGUACCUCGGCUUGCUAGGAAGCAUCCUGCAGAGGAAGAGCCACUUCAUGCACAAG